Messenger RNA from Camellia sinensis, 534 nucleotides. The record is from RefSeq and is a predicted model, not a curated record. Lineage: Eukaryota; Viridiplantae; Streptophyta; Magnoliopsida; Ericales; Theaceae.
AUGCGGACUGCUGACAGGCUCUCUUACUCAGAGGUAGUCGGCGCUAUGCUAGGUAGCGAUGCUUUACUAUAUAUUGAGGAGGGGGACUACGCCACUUACCGUCACAUAUAUUUGAUGCCUCCAUUGACGGGAGCUCGCACCCCGAUGACGAGGCCUGCCGGUAUGCCAUCCUCGGGCCAGGCCCGAGCUCGAGCUGCAGACGCCCCUUCUACUAGUAGGGCUGGUACAUCUAGAGGUGGGGGUAGACCGGUUCCUCCGAUUCCGUCGACUUAUCCUCAUCCUGGAUGGCCAGAUAUGCCGACUGAGUUGAUGGCGUGGCAGUAUGGGGCUAUCUCUCCGACCCCGAUCCCGCUAGAGCCUCCGAUGCCCAGUGAUCGAUACGCCAUUGAUCCUGACUCACCGCUGCCACCGCGAGGGUACAUGGAGGAGGUGGUUGGACUGGUGGCCACACUCGAGGGCAUGGUCCUCAUUUUUGUAGCCAUCGCGAGGGAACAAAUGCUAACUGAUGAAGAGAAACAAUCUUCUGGAGGAUAG